This is a messenger RNA of Penicillium odoratum, 594 nucleotides long. RefSeq names its product Glutamate decarboxylase B. Gene Ontology annotation, molecular function: glutamate decarboxylase activity; pyridoxal phosphate binding. Gene Ontology annotation, cellular component: cytosol. The transcript has 3 exons. Gene Ontology annotation, biological process: L-glutamate catabolic process. NCBI's taxonomy places the organism in Eukaryota, Fungi, Ascomycota, Eurotiomycetes, Eurotiales, Aspergillaceae. The record is from RefSeq and is a predicted model, not a curated record. Bases 1 to 594 code for a protein of 197 amino acids.
AUGUCAAUCGAAAACACAUGCAAUACAAGCAGCAGAGUCCUUUCCCAGUCUCGAGGGCCCAUUCCUCAAUAUGGGGUUCCUAAGAACGAAAUGGAAUCGUUGGUGCGCAAAGAAAUGACAGCAGACAUGCCUCUAGGUCAGGAUCUCGGAACUGAAUUGUGGGAUCUUAUUCCUCUAAGUCUCCUCAAGAAUGUAUCCUGUGUGGAAGAGUACCCUUCCAUUGCUAGGUUCCAAGAGAGCUGUAUCUCUAUCCUCGCCGAUCGCUGGAAUGCCCCAUCCAUCAACUCGUCUUUUGGUACAGCCACCACAGGAUCAUCCGAAGCCGUUCAGCUUGGUUGUCUCGCAAUGAAACCUAAUUGGCAGCUCAAAAAUUCGGAGAACUCCGACUCUCGUAUGAAUGUCAUCAUUGGCGAAAAUGCACAUCUCUGCGUGCAAAAGUUCACGGACUAUUUCGAUGUCGAAGCGAGGAUUGUUCCUGUUACCAAGCAACACACUGUUGACCCGGUGAACCUGGCUGAACAUCUGGAUCAUAAUACCAUCGGCGUCUUCUUGACUUUGGAAAAUACCUAUACCGGCCAUUUUGACCCAAUAUAA